GGGGGGCGGGGCGGGGUGCCAGUGAGGAGUCUCAGAAACAAUGAUGACCCCCACCAGAAGAAAUACCUACAUCAGACACUAGCUAAACAAAAGUUGUUUCUAAUUAGAACGGUAAUGCUCUCUACAUCGCCUUUGACUUAAUCCAAAGUUAUUUGAAAUUUGUUUUGAAGUGUGGUUUAGCGACGUACAUGUUUUGGCUGCUGUGACUUUUUUAAGCGCAUGUGCUGGAUAUGUGGCGCAGACAUUUUCUUCCCGCACGGUGUGCGCGUGCUCUGUGCACAUUGCGAAUUCUUUCCAGUUGAUUUGGGCUCUGCAUUGCUCUUAUUCUACAUUCCGAAGCUAUUCCUGGAUAAUUUUUAAAUUUAGAAAGCAUGUUAGCCGUAGCAUCAAGUUCACUGAGGAUUUUUACCUUCCGGAAGGGUCUAUCAACGUGUGUCCGAACCCUGUAUGGCUCUGCCCGACUCGGUGUCGACUCCUAUGUUCAGAAGAGGGAGAAGCUGGCCCUUCAAAUGGCCAAUUCCAAGGAGGAGUUCUACAGUCGUAUGACAGGUUUUGCUGAGGGUCGUGAAGCUCUGGUGACUGCUGGUGACCUCAACCAAAUGCUGCACCUGGCCAUUGCAGAUGAACAAGACCAGAGCCUGCUGCAGCGCAUGCUCACCAGGUAUCACAGUGAGUCAUCCGGACUGCGGUUCAACAAGUUUGUGUUCGGUCCAGUGGUGAUGCGGAUGUACUGGCACCUGGGCCUGGCCGACAGGGCACUGCAGGCCUUUAACGACCCAGCGCUGACGGGCUUUUUCGACCAGCUGUCGAGCUUUGUGCUGCUGCAGGACCUGCUGUACCGCCAGGGCCGCUACCAGGAGGUGCUGGACACAAUGGAGCAGGUGAUGCAGCGUCAGGUGCAGGGCGCGCGACACCCCAUCGACUGCAUCGUGCUCACCUUGGCCGCCUGCUAUCAGAUGAACAGCGCGGCCUCGUACGAGUACUCCCGCUCGUUGCUGGCGCGGCUGCACGCUGUCGGUCACGUGGUGUCGCGGCGCGCUGUCUCGCUGGCUGCCGCGCUGGCACUGCGCCGCGGUGAGCCGCAGGAGGCGCUGGCCAUGCUACAGCCGCGUACCGACACGGACCGCGCCAUACCGCGAGACUUGCUGGCGAUGUCUCUCGCGGAGCUGGGCAGGCCGAGUCCAGCGGUGGACACGCUGCAGGGCCCUCUGCUGCUGGACCUGCCGCAGCACGUGCGGGAGGCCACCUCGGUCACACAGGACGCGAUGGACAGCGUAGAGGCCGCGGUACAAAAGAAAAGUGACGCGGAAAUCACGUCCAAAUGGAAGAAAGUCAAGCAAGGCUUGGAAAGCUACGGACUAGUCAAAGGCCUGUCGCUACAGGAGGUUCUCACCAAGGAGAUCACGUACCGGCGAAACAUGGGCCAGAAUCGGCGGCCCAACGAACUGGGCGCCUCCUUCAACCGGGGCCGGCGGCCCGAGCGGCCGGCGCUGCGGCCGGGCCUGAAGGACAUGGUGGACUGAGCGCCGGCGCCAGGUGCGGGCGGAGGGUCGCGCAGGUGGGGACGCCUGGUCGGGGAGGUGGGCUGGAGUGGGUGCUGCUCUGAGGUCCAUGAGCUGGACCGUAGGAGGUCUGUAGAUGCUGGUGUGGCUGUGCGUGAGACCCUCGGUCCCGGUGGAUUCAUCUCCUCCGGCUGUUGCUCCAAGAGUUGCCACAUCCGGCCUGGCUGAGGUUGGCAUGAACAGAUGCCACUUGUAUGCGAGAGAGGCCUCCAGUCGGGUUCACCCCUCCGCCACCAAGCAUCUGGUAGGACUAAGAAUGCAUGAGUUUGUACAUUAGGUGAGAGUGUUUAUUGUUUGUGAUAUAUGUGAUGAUCGACAAUUAAACCAUGUCAUGCGAU
Molecule: messenger RNA, 1900 nt
Organism: Amphibalanus amphitrite
Lineage: Eukaryota; Metazoa; Arthropoda; Thecostraca; Balanomorpha; Balanidae
Product: pentatricopeptide repeat-containing protein 2, mitochondrial-like
Exons: 8
Coding region: 372-1523 (383 amino acids)
Biological process (GO): regulation of mRNA processing; mitochondrion organization; multicellular organism development
Cellular component (GO): mitochondrion
Molecular function (GO): RNA binding
Source: RefSeq, a predicted model, not a curated record